Molecule: messenger RNA, 3666 nt
Organism: Stegastes partitus (bicolor damselfish)
Lineage: Eukaryota; Metazoa; Chordata; Actinopteri; Pomacentridae
Gene: nr2f5
Product: nuclear receptor subfamily 2, group F, member 5
Exons: 4
Coding region: 750-1964 (404 amino acids)
Biological process (GO): regulation of DNA-templated transcription
Molecular function (GO): DNA-binding transcription factor activity; zinc ion binding; sequence-specific DNA binding
Source: RefSeq, a predicted model, not a curated record
UGUGUCCAGACUCUCCCACACGGACGGACAUCAGGCAGCUCGGUGGUCUUUGAGCCCCGUGUUCGGUAAACUGAUAUCGGAGCGCACGCCGACGACGCUUUCCAAAUCCUUACCGCGGCGCGCAACAAGACCAGGGACCGGGAUUUCCUUCUGCUUGCGCUUUACGCCGGGACUCAGUGAACCUUUAACCGGGUAAAAUAAAGGACAUGCGGUCAGUCUGAAGUCAAAUUAGCGGCUGAAGAAUUCACCUUGAGCGGUUCCUCUGAGCGAGCGGCUGAGGAGAGGCGACUCGUUUGUAUUUAUUUGGUUGCUUUCUAUUGAGUGGCAUUUGUCUUGUUUCACACUGUGGAGGAGAGCAAACAGAGCAGGUUUGAGUUUCAGGCUCUGACUGACUGACUGCUGGACGGACUUUCUCGAGAGGUUCCACUCUGAGGAACAACGUGUUUAUGGAUUGCUGCGCAGCGAGGAGCACCGGGAGUUGUAGGCUGAGCCCUCACGCAUCGAUCAUGUUGAUACCUCGCUGUUGCUAUAAACUUUGAUAGAUGUUUACGGAACGAUUUCAGUCAGACUGAAAACCAUUUGCAGAAUUAAGCUCAGAUAAGCUCAGACUGACCUCUGGGGAAAGUGGGAAGCGCCUUUUCGCCCUCCCUCAUUUUUUUUUUCUCUCCCAAGACGUCAGGACGGAUCUCUAUCACGCAGUCUGACUCUCCUUCUGUGAUUUAAACAAAGACCAAGUGUUUGGGGAUAGCAUGGCAAUGGUAGUAAACCAGUGGCCAGAGAACAUUUCUGCAGACCCCGGGUCUCAGCUCCAGAUAUGCGGCCAGGAGCCCGGCGGGGCACCGGGGACACCCAACGGGUCCACCCCGGGGAACGACGCACUUUCCGGGGACAAGAUCCCUAACGUGGACUGCAUGGUGUGCGGGGACAAGUCCAGUGGGAAGCAUUACGGCCAGUUCACCUGCGAGGGAUGCAAAAGCUUCUUUAAGCGCUCGGUGAGGCGGAACCUGACGUACACCUGCCGGGGGAACCGGGACUGUCCCAUCGACCAGCACCACCGAAACCAGUGUCAGUACUGCCGGCUGAAGAAGUGCCUCAAAGUCGGCAUGAGGAGAGAAGCCGUACAACGAGGACGUACAUCGAACUCCCAGAGCAGCCCGGGACAGUACCUGACCAACGGCACCGACCCGUACAACGGGCAGCCCUACCUGUCCGGCUUCAUCUCCCUGCUGCUGCGGGCCGAGCCGUACCCCACGUCUCGCUACGGCGCUCAGUGCAUGCAGGGAAACAACCUGAUGGGCAUCGAGAACAUCUGCGAGCUGGCGGCCAGGCUGCUGUUCAGCGCCGUCGAGUGGGCCAAGAACAUCCCCUUCUUCCCCGACCUGCAGCUCAUGGACCAGGUGGCGCUGCUCCGCAUGUCUUGGAGCGAGCUGUUCGUCCUCAACGCCGCCCAGUGCUCCAUGCCGCUUCACGUGGCUCCUCUGUUAGCGGCGGCCGGCCUGCACGCCUCGCCCAUGUCGGCGGAGCGCGUGGUGGCCUUCAUGGACCACAUCCGGGUCUUCCAAGAGCAGGUGGAGAAGCUGAAGGCCCUGCAGGUCGACACGGCCGAAUAUUCCUGCCUCAAGUCCAUCGUGCUCUUCACGUCUGAUGCUAUGGGUUUGUCAGACGUCGCCCACGUGGAGAGCAUCCAGGAGAAGUCCCAGUGCGCCCUGGAGGAGUACGUCAGGAACCAGUACCCCAGCCAGCCCAACCGCUUCGGCCGCCUGCUGCUGCGCCUGCCCUCGCUGCGCAUCGUCUCGUCCCCGGUCAUCGAGCAGCUGUUCUUUGUGCGCCUGGUGGGGAAGACGCCCAUCGAGACGCUGCUCCGCGACAUGCUGCUGUCGGGCUCCAGCUACAACUGGCCCUACAUGCCCACGGUGCAGCGCGAGCGGCCGCUCUCCCUCCACUACAACGAGAACGGGCCCUAAAGGCUGGAGACUCCCACCAAGGAGAAGCUGCGGGGGGAAGACUUCAGGCGGACCUGACUACUCAUCCAAUCCAUCCUUCCUUCCCUCCAUCGCUCUCAGCUUUCCCGGAGGAGGCGUCUUCCUCACCAUUCCGCCCUAAAGACUGACAACACGAUACGUCCCGGUUAAACACGCCAGCCAAUCGCACACCAUUGCCAAUGCAGAGCCUCGGCGGCCCGUCGCGGCGGUUUGAGAUGUGGCAUGAGACGGGCAGCUUGGUAGGACGGGUGAUUGCGCAGUUCACCAGCAGGUCUGUUGGACUCACUUCAGAUGUCAAUCUCAUGAACAAACCAACCCCAAUGCAAACAAAAAAUCACUUCCUGGUGCUACGCCGACGCUCACGCAGGCUGCCUACAAGCAGCGGCCAAUACCGAGCAAGGGCUUUGCUAGUGGACUCCUGAGCCGGAGCACAAGGCCCGCUGUACAUUUACCAGUUUUUGAGAAGAAAACCAGAAGCCAUUAAAAAAAAAAAAGACAAAUGCCAAAAUGUCUUGAACUUUUGCAGAGGACAUGUUUUAUUGUGUGUGUUUGUAUUAGCACUGUUUGUAUGGAGAGAAAACUCAUGAUUGUGUUCAUAUGUACAGUAUAUCAUGGAUUCAUAGGCAUCUAAAGCAUAUUAGGGUUCAAUGGGAAAGCUCAGGUUCAGAGGGUGGGACAGACGGACAGACGGACGGACACGACCAGCCCUGCAGAUCUCUUCUCAGCAGCCUGUGCCAAAGCUGAAAGACGCGUAUUGUUUGGAGUAUUUCUGUGGUCGUGUUGGUGAUGUAACAGAACUUCUGGUUUGUCUGAAACUGUUUUGGGGUCUCAGGGGGAGGAAAGUACAAAUAAAAGCUUAGGCACUUGUAAAUUAGUCAGAACUACACUUCCUCACUGGUUACACUCACAGCACUGACCCCCGAUGGACCGACCCGCGUUCUGACUGAUCAGAAAGCCCAUUACAGCUCCCUCCAUGACCUCAUCACAGGAGCACGCCGCUCUUCCUCUUCUUGUGUUUUUUAGUCAUGAUUGUCAGUAUUGGACCUUUUAGAGCGGGGGGGAGGGGGGGGGACUAGCUGUACUUGCCUUAGAACAAAGAUUUUGUCACUGAGCAUUUAUCUUAUGACUGUGCCAUAAUCUCUCGUUACCUGUUAUAACAGGUCUUAUGUCCUGUCAGGAGGGAACUGAGCGGCGUGACGGCGGCCGACUUUCAUGCAAUCAGUAGACGUCACACAUUUCUGCUUUAACAUCGUCGGCACUUCCGGUUUGUAAACCUCACGCCAGCUCUUUUCCGGUUCCUGCUGAUAUUGUGGUGUAGGGAAACCCCUCAACUCGUGUCAUGGAGCUUAUCGUACCGAUACCAUAGAAUAUGUAUCACUAACCUGAAAACCUCAGUCUAUGUUACCAUAUUAUCCCCGUUGGACUUAUGACUGUGACUUAGCGUAGGACGAUUUUAAGUUGUUUUUUCUUCCCCUCGGUGGAAGUCAGUUUGUUUGUCUCACAUUUCCAACAUGGCAUCGUGGUGUCAGGUACCGGUAUUGGAAAAGCCAUCUGGGACCGUAGAAAGCUGUCUGUUGGUGAAUAAGUUCACAGAACGUUUCUAUGAGUUUGUUUUUAUCCCUCUGCUUUUGUUUGGAAAUCUGGAUUAUCCAUGAAUUCAAUAAAGUUCUUUUGUUCACACUCA